UAAAGCAGCCAGGCUACGUGGCUGCUAGCAUUAGCAUAAAAGGGAUUUAACAUCUCAUGACCAGCGUGACAUUUUAAUACUCUUAAGUAUUCAUAGUUUCUAAAUGGCAUGUUUCCAAUGGCGUAACCGGAACACCGUGUUGAGCCCGGGGGCUAACGCUAUUUAAACGGCAGCCGGACACAGGCCGCAAAUGGAGCCCGGGAUGUCGCGUGAAAUCCCGAACGGCGCGGGGUUCCCUAAACCGAGCGGUCCUCGGGAGGAGACCCCGGGGGAAGAGGCGAGAGGCGGGAUGUUAAGGCGGAGAGGAGCGGAGGCAGAGCCCGCGGAGGAGAUGGAAGCCGAGUGUGAGGAUGAACCGGAGCAUCAGAUAAACACGGGAGGGGAGGAAGAAGCCGGCAAACAUGAGGAGGAAUUGGACCCGAGAAUUCAGGAUGAGCUGGAGCAGCUUAACCAAGCCAGUGAUGAGAUCAACAAGCUGGAGCUGCAGCUGGAUGAGGCCAGGUCCAGCUACAGGAGGAUCCUCACUGAUUCUGCCAGGAAGCUCAAUGCUCAGGGCUCCCAGCUUGGUGCCUGCAUUGAGAAAGCACGGCCCUAUUAUGAAGCUCGCAGACUGGCCAAAGAGGCUCAGCAGGAGACGCAGAAAGCCGCUCUGAGAUAUGAGAGGGCCGUGUCCAUGCACACUGCAGCCAGAGAGAUGGUGUAUGUGGCGGAGCAGGGCCUGCAGGCAGACAGGAACACCCUGGACCCCACUUGGCAGGAGAUGCUGAACCACGCCACCGCUAAGGUGAAUGAGGCGGAAGAGGAGCGUCUCCGCAGUGAGCGGGAGCACCAGCGCGUCACGCAGCUCUGCCAGGACGCCGAGGCCCGGGUCCAAACGCUGCAGAAGUCCCUGAAGAAGGUCAUCAUCAAAUCCAAGCCUUACUUUGAACUCAAGGCUCAGUUCAACCACAUUCUGGAGGAACACAAGGCCAAAGUAGUUCAGCUGGAGGAGCGUGUGGCCAAAGUGAAAACACGUUACUCUGUGGCCCUGCGGAACCUGGAGCAGAUCAGCGAGCAGAUCCACGCUCAGAGGGGCCGCCCGGCGGUGUGCGGGGGCCGCAGCUCUCCUGUAGGGGCUGAGGCCGAGGUCAGAGCCGCCGUCGGGGUCCACGUCGGGAGUAGCUGUGUGGGAGGAAUCGAGAGCACCUGGGCAGAUGGAGAGAAAACCCGUCUGUGGGUGGAGAGGCACAGAGAGAGCGGCUGGGGCCAGAGGGAGCGGCAAGGGGGGGGGCGGCCACCUUCAGAAUGCAUGUCAGUCAUCAGCCUGCAGACCAUCGCCUCGGACCUGGAGAAGUGUGACUCUGUGGAGCAUCUGGAAGACAUGAGCGACGCCGGGAGCGUGCCGUGGGAGCACAACAGAAAGCUGAAUGAGGUGCCGGUCAACAGGGAGGCAGAGACAGGGGCGCCGCAGCAGGAGAAGGAAGCUGUCGGCAAAGUGAAACAGGACAGCCUCAUCAAGCAGCACAGCAGAAGCAUCAGUCUAUGAGAUGAGUAAGCACCAGGACCAGCUCAUAAUAAGGAUCACAGAGGACAUUAGAUGGGGGGGCAGCAGCACUAAUACAUCUCUACCCCCCCCAGUCUGUUGAUCAUCGUGCUGAAAUGUGAACAAAAGUGCAUGAAUCGAACAUGAAACACUGAACACACAUGCUUAAUACACGUGUCCCUACAGAGCAUUUUAAGAGGCUGCUCUCUGUCUCAGCUUUUCUUUACUUAUGGGAUGGAUAAUGUGCCUCUUGCUUGAGGGUACAUCCAGUUUGUUCUAACUAUGUUUGUUGUAGCUUUGUCAUCAUUUUUAUCAGUUAUUAAAACAAGGGAAUGACACUUUGACACCUGGGAACUUGGAAACACGAGCAGGAGAUGGGUUGUAAUCAAUCUAGUUAGUGAUCAAAGGGGUGGCCUGAAAUAAUUACAGUGUGUGUGUGCACACAACUACAGUGUGUGUGGAAGGUAACAUUUAGCCAGAUAGUCUAUCUGGGAACUUUGCAGCACACCUUUAGAUACUCACACCUUUCUGGUUUUGGUUGCCACAACAAUGUUGCUAACGGUUUUAUCUAAGUAACUAAUAGACAUUUAAUUUAUGUUAUUUAAGGAUUGUUGCACAGGGUGAAGACCCACUGAGCAUUUGGUUAGUGGCAACUCUCCAUAAGUCAUGUAUUUGUGUAGAUUACAUGUCAUCUAGCUGACGCUUUGAUCAAAGGGAUUUGAUCACUGAUCACUUUUCGGGGGUUCCUACAUGGGUUUUGAUUCUGCAUUUUACAGUCACCUGUCUUCUAUUCCAAAGAUGUUUGGCUGACAGGGAGGGGGGACUUUGUUUCCCUUCUGACUGCUUGUGUUUCUUAAUCUGUGUCUUUGUGAAUAAUGUUGAUCAAAACUAUAGAAAAAGAAGGAAUACAUUACGUUACUACAAAACAUCAUCUGGAUAACCCUACAAAUGGAAUAUAGUACAAACAUAAAACCUAUUAAUACAUAAGUAUUUGUAUUUCAAAUAAUAUGGCCAAAUAUGACUCUUCAUUGCCUUAUUGAACAGCCUCAGCUGUAUAUAUUGACUAUAUAUUUACUGAUGAGGUCAUUGACACCCGCUGUAUGUUGGAAGUAUUGUCGUGCUUUCACUGAUAUUAACUAUCAGUGGUAAUUGUAACAGAAUACUCUUACUGACUGGUUUUCGUUUGGCCUAAAAGAAUAGGUUCUUGUUGGUCAUAUUGAUCUGAUUUGGACCGAGCAAACGGCUUAAAUAUUUAACUUUACAAUGUAACUGACACACUUUCCAUUUGUGAAGCUUGUUGCAAGAUAUUUGCAUGAAACAUCUGUAAGUCACUGUACUGUUACAGUUGGACCUGUGGGCUCAGCUGCAGUGGGAGUGUGUGUAAAUAUGUUAAUAAAAAGACUGUAGAUAUGAAGGUCACCUAUAAUGAAAACACAACCGUUCUCAGUGACAGGGGAUUACACUAAUGGAAACAGGUAGAAUUAUACAUUACAGUUUCUGUCGUCUUUAAUCCUUCACACUGGAACUUUAAAAUAGCUAUUUCCUUUUUCAAUUGCCAAUUCUAUCACUUCAUUAGAAGAGUGAUACAACUUGCUAACAUCAAUUUGCUCCAGUGCCAUGGAACUGGAGGCCUUACCUCUCAAAGUAUUCUAGGUAUUUAUGAUACUAGGUGUUGCACCAUAUCCCAAGAUCUGUCUAGGGAAAUAGCAAAUGAUAAGUAAGUAAUUCAUUUGAUUUAAAGUGCCUAUGAGUCCUUAUAUGGUUCAAACAUAACUAAUAACUAAUCCUAGAGUUGGAUGAAGAGUUACACGUGUAGUGAAACUACUUAACAGAUGAAUUCAACUGGAGAGGGAGUGGUCUGUAAAUAUGUUAUUAAAAGUUCUAUGUACAUUCAGGCUGUGACGGCAUGAUUAUUGUGUAUUCAUUGUCCUCAGGUUAGUCACAUG
Eleginops maclovinus (Patagonian blennie) is the source of this 3468-nucleotide messenger RNA. RefSeq names its product SH3-binding domain protein 5-like, b (gene sh3bp5lb). The record is from RefSeq and is a predicted model, not a curated record. The coding region runs from base 191 to 1525 and encodes 444 amino acids. Gene Ontology annotation, cellular component: cytoplasm. Gene Ontology annotation, biological process: negative regulation of protein tyrosine kinase activity; intracellular signal transduction. Lineage: Eukaryota; Metazoa; Chordata; Actinopteri; Perciformes; Eleginopidae. The transcript is spliced from 6 exons. Gene Ontology annotation, molecular function: protein kinase inhibitor activity.